Molecule: messenger RNA, 2685 nt
Organism: Fusarium tjaetaba
Lineage: Eukaryota; Fungi; Ascomycota; Sordariomycetes; Hypocreales; Nectriaceae
Product: thermostable alkaline protease precursor
Exons: 4
Coding region: 1-2685 (894 amino acids)
Biological process (GO): proteolysis
Molecular function (GO): serine-type endopeptidase activity
Source: RefSeq, a predicted model, not a curated record
AUGGCGACUCAACGCUUCAGCGUAUGCGGAAUGGUCGCUGAAGUGGCCAAAGAAGUGUACGCGCUGGUGAUGGAGUGCGGCAUACGCCAAAGACAGCGGCUUGCGGGGGAAGUUGGAACGAGGCUGGGUCAAAUCGCUCAAGAGUCAUUCGCAGACUACGAGCUUGACGAUGCAGCUGAAGAAGCUGCAGCAGGCUUGUUGCAUACUCUGCUUGAGAUUUGCAUGUUUCCAACUCCAGCAGGGAGCCAGACCAACCCUGAUGAGGACUACACGCGCAUGGUGGCAUUGGCAGGGCCAGGUAAUAGGUCGCGAUUGAAGAAGUCUAUAUCCUUGUCAUUCAUCACUGACAAAACGCUCCCAACCAAAGCCAAAGAGAAGUGCGACGCGUUUCUAGCCAGACUCAGCCAAGAUGAGCCCAAGAAAAAGACUGGUCUUGACCAAAUCACAGCAGGAUCGAAGCUGCCAGAACCUGAUGACUUUCCUCAGCAUGUGAGCAAAAAUCUUUUCGAGGCUCUUCAUCAGCACGCAUAUUGUCAUCAUGCAGAAAUGGCGCAGGAGAAAUCUUGGCUGGGUAAAUCAAAGAAGGGAAAGCCUCACUACCACGAACUGGCUCAUCCGAUAAGACUGCACCUUGAUGCGAAGCCACAAAUACAGAGCAAGCAUGCGCAGUUUGAGGUGGUGAUUUCUUCCGAUGAUAUGAGUUAUUGGCAACAUUUGUGGCUAGGUAUUCCUAUGCAAACGAAAGGUCGUAGAGGUGGUGUCAAGUUUGUGAACGUUUCUAGUGAUGAGGAGGGGGAUAGUCGAAUCUCUACUCUGAAACGAAUUAACUCAGACUACUUCUGCCAAGUGUUGAAACAUCAACUAUUUGCCAAACUCAAUCUCAACUUUGUCAAGGGCAUUGGUCUUGUAUCCCUUCCACCACCAGCUCCGCUUGAGAGGUUCUUAUGCCCCGGCCAAGGCCUUCCACUAUCUCUGGCCAUCCAAAGCUACAAGCUCACGGACAAAGACAAGAUCUUACUCGCUCAUGCUAUUGCACAUUCUUUCUGGCAGUUCUAUGAAUCAGACUUGAUGAAAAACCGUUGGACGAGCGAUGAUAUUUGGUUCAUGCAUGAGAUGGAUCACCAGCAUUCGCCGAAAAAUCAACUUGCACUCCGAGUGUACAUGCCACUCGACUUUGAGGAUCAGCCGCGGAAUUCUGGAGAGGAGGACAAGUCGAUGCUCACGCACCCGUUCCCAAACAUCCUUGGCCUGGGACUUAUACUGUUGCAGAUUGGACUCUCAAAGCCUUUCAAGUCAAUGACGCACUUGCCGUUCAUCUCUCGGCUGAACAGAGACCAUGGUGCCGCCAGACAGCUGCUGGGUGAGCUAGAAAAGGCGCAGUGGGCGCGAUCGACACACCGGGAUAUCUUUACAAGAGCUGUUGCGAAUUGCUUAGAUCCCAGAACGUUCACCACUAUAAUCCCGAAACCUAAGACGAUAAAGAGUUCCACCAAGGAUGGCCUUUCUAUCAUUGCGGGCGAAGAUGGCAUAAGGCGAAAAGUCUAUACUGAAGUCGUUGAACCACUGUCGAAACUGGUCAACAUAGCGUUCAAAACUGAUGCAAACUACGUAUCCUACUUGGCGAGAUGCAAAGAGGUUGCAACUCACAACAAACUUGACUCGCAAAUUGCCUCGUUCCAUACAGGAAAGACAAUAGUUCCAGAGGAAUGGCUGGACAACUUGAAACAUAUCAGUAUGCACGUCAUGAACCUGCGGGACAAGAAGCCUGACCACGACUUCAAGCCUGUAAAGAUAGCGGUUCUAGAUACUGGAUGCGAUGCCGGGUUGCCAUUUUUCAAGAUGCCUAGAAGGAAGAAAUCUAUAAAAGCGUGGAAGGACUUCACGGCAGAUGGGAGCGAGGAUAGGUCUGAAGCAGGCUGUAUGGAAGACGAAUAUGGCCACGGCAGCUUGAUGACCCGACUGAUCAUGGAAGCUGCUCCGCUAGCUCACAUUUACGUGGCCCGAGUUGCCAAAAAUACUGAAGAGCUCAAACAUGGCAGCGAUCAGAUAGCCAAGGCAAUCCGUUGGGCGGGAGUCGAAGCGGAAGUGGACAUCAUCUCUAUGUCUUUCGGCUUCCCGCAUGACGACGAUGUUAUCUCUGCUGCGAUAGAAGACGUUGAGCGGAAACGCGACAUCACAUUCCUAGCCAGCGCAGGAAAUAACGCAGCUUAUCAGAGAGAAGCCUUUCCCGCGAGACAGCGAUCUGUGAUCUCUAUAAGAGCGACAGAUUGCCAGGGUACGUUUAAUGCUAGUAACCCUCCCAUAAUUGACCGCAACACUAUUGCUCUCGGGACAUUCGGAGACAAUUUGCCAACAUGUCUCAACGACGAGAUAACAAAGCGCUUUGGUGCUCAUAUCUGUCAUCCCGGUUCAUCAAUAGCGACGGCGGUGGCUGCGGGUAUAGCAGCCUCGACGAUAGCUUACGCAGAGGUCCUCUCUUCAGUUCUUCCGAUACCGACGGAGCAAAGUCCAGUGAAGUGUUUGAAGAGGACUGAGGGUAUGAGAAGAAUGCUGGAAAAUAUGGCACCGGACCAGACAGGGAACAAUAGGUUUAUAAAUCCGAUAUGGUUUUGGAGUGAAAAGGCGGAUGCUUGGAGAGCUUGGGCUGCUAUGUAUGACGCUGUAUCACCAUUCAUGUACCGAUAA